Messenger RNA from Penicillium arizonense, 627 nucleotides. RefSeq lists its product as uncharacterized. The record is from RefSeq and is a predicted model, not a curated record. The annotation marks the transcript as partial. The transcript has a single exon. Lineage: Eukaryota; Fungi; Ascomycota; Eurotiomycetes; Eurotiales; Aspergillaceae.
AUGCUGCCUUGGAAUCCGUUUCUUGUUUGUGAGAUAGAAGUCAGCCCCAACGGCGGUCCUGGCUCCUGUUGCGGCAUGACCAAAAAAGGCCACCCAUGCAAGAACUUGAUCAAAGUUGAAGACACCAAGAUCGGCCAUCAAAAGUUGGCCACUCUCGCCAGAGAGACAUUUGACGUGUCAUCGUUGCAGCCGAAACUCUGUGACGUCGCCAGAGACUUCCUUUGCGCGAGAUGGCACCGGCAACGGCAGGCCGACCAAGUUGGCCAGCAGUGGUAUGAAGCCGCCGUCCGCAACCAGUCGCGAGUACCACAUGGCUCCAGAAUGGCUUCUCCAUCAGUCAUUGUACAUCCCGGCCAGCGUCAGACAUCGUCAGCCUCCAGGCGCCGCCCUGCAUCAGACAACACUGACCCGUCACCUCGCGGGCUCAGACAAGACCCGCCGGUGCGCCUGUCAACAAACCCCGAGCCACUGCAGCCAUUCAAUCCAUUUGUGACUUCGGCAAUGCUGCGGACGAACAGUGUUCCAUGGCGCGUUUCGCCGGCCCAACCGGCUAUUCUGGCGUCGGUCGCUAAUAUCUGGGCUGGUUUCCAAGAAUUGACGCUCCAGAGUCUCACCCCGAGUGAAGAG